Molecule: messenger RNA, 832 nt
Organism: Radiomyces spectabilis
Lineage: Eukaryota; Fungi; Mucoromycota; Mucoromycetes; Mucorales; Radiomycetaceae
Exons: 3
Coding region: 33-791 (252 amino acids)
Molecular function (GO): protein binding
Source: RefSeq, a predicted model, not a curated record
CUUUUUGUGUCUGGACCCAAAGACAUAUCAUUAUGGCCGUCAUCGAAGAAGUGGUAGAACAACAUGAGUUUAAAGAAACAACUAUCAAUGCGACCCCAAUCGGGAUUCUUGCAACAUCGGCUGAUGCUGACAGUAAUAAGGGCGAUCCCGAGCAAGUUAACGAAAAGAACAACAAUGAUAACGCUGAUGAGGAAGAAGAAUUCUUUGACAGUAGUGAAUACCAUCCAGAAGAGUUAGAACGAAUAUUGGAAGAGGCUACUGAAUACAAACAAAUUGGCAAUCGAUGUUUUGCUGAAGGGGAUUAUGACAAGGCGAUUGCUGAAUAUGAAAACGCACUAUUGGUCUGUCCACCUCAAUUGCCAAAGGAUCGAGCUUUAUAUUUUGGCAACAUUGCAGCUUGCCACUUGAAGAUGAAUAACUAUAAAGAUGCCCGAGACAUGGCUUCCCGGGCUCUCGACCUUGAUAAAUCCUAUACCAAAGCCUUAUUACGGCGAGCACAAGCAAACGAGCGAAUUGGAUCCUACACAGCGCUGAGUGACGCUUUGGAAGAUUACAAGCGACUGAGCACAUUAGAUAUUGAUACCUACACACGACGAGAAUGUGAUCGUGCCAAAGCACGACUGCCACCCAUCAUCAAGGUACAGAUGGAAAAAGAAAAGGAGGAAAUGAUGGGGAAACUGAAGGAUCUCGGUAAUACGAUUCUUGGUAAAUUUGGAUUAUCGACCGACAAUUUUCAAAUGCAAAAAGAUCCAGCCACUGGUGGCUACAGCAUGAACUUUGUCAAUAAAUAAAAUAUGCUUGGGAACUGUACCCAACACGAACUGAUAAAAAG